CUGCACACCUAGGCUUUUCGGGGCAAUAACGCGUUUGUUAAAAAUCAAAAAAGUUAUUUUUAUCUCCCUCCAAAUGUCUAGUAACCUUCGACAGAGGCGUGUUGAGGCAGAGAUUGCUUCAACAAAGCACUUGGACGUUGAUUUUGAUGAUUCUAAAAAGUAUGGAAACAACUUUUCGCCUGUUCAAAAUGAUCGCACUUUUCAUAAACUGGCAUUUUCACUGCUUUGCAUCAUUGCAACUUUUGUUACUUUUUACAAGAUUUGGAAUCCCGCAGAAGUUGUGUUUGAUGAAGUUCAUUUUGGAAAAUUUGCGGGUUACUACUUACAGCGAACCUAUUACUUUGAUGUCCAUCCACCGCUGGCUAAACUGAUGAUUGCUGCAGUAGGAUACUUGCUAGGAUUUGAUGGAAAAUACGACUUUGCAAAUAUUGGCGAUGAUUAUCAUGAUCACAAUGUACCUUAUAUCGGCCUUCGUUCCUUACCUGCUGCACUUAAUGUAUUUUCUACUGCAUUAAUCUAUUUGAUCAUGAAAGAGUCUGGUUAUUCAUUGAUCAUUUGCGUUCUUAGCACAGCAAUGUAUAUCUUUGAUAAUGCUAUGGUCACUCAGAACCGUUUGAUCUUAUUAGACAGUAUGCUAGUUUUCUAUAUGCUUGCGACUGUCUAUACCUAUGUGCGAUUCCGUAAACUUCGACAUAAAUCAUUCUCUGUCAAAUGGUGGUUUUGGCUUCUUCUCACUGGUAUUGCUAUGGCAAUGACUGUAAGUGUCAAGAUGGUCGGACUGUUCCUAGUUGCAUUGAUUGGACUCUCUGUGCUUUAUGACUUGUGGAACUUGCUUGAUAUCAACUAUGGAUUGACUAUGAAACAAUUCAUGAAACACUUUUACGCUCGAGCAUUUGCUCUAAUCAUUGUUCCUAUCGCUGUCUAUCUGUUCUGGUUCUAUAUUCACUUUGCUAUUCUUGACCAAUCCGGUCCAGGUGACUCCUUCAUGUCUACUCGAUUCCAAGAUACGCUCAAGUUUAGUCCAUUGAAAAUGGCUGCAUUAGAGGUUCACUAUGGAGAUGUAAUCACACUGAAACACAAGGAUACGAACGCCUUUUUACAUUCUCAUGACCUUCACUACCCCUUAAGAUACGAAGAUGGUCGUGUUAGUAGUACAGGCCAACAAGUUACAGGUGUACUCGAGUCUAAUGAGAACUGCUUUUGGCGCGUUAAGCCCACAUUUCCUAUUGAAGAUAACGGUGAGCCUGUUCCUGUCAAGAAUGGCGAUGUCAUUCAACUGGAGCAUGUCGUCACUGGCACAAACUUACUCACGCACGAUGUCGCUUCACCUUGGAUGCCAACCAAUGAAGAAAUAACUACUGUCCCUUUGGACAGUCGCUACGAAGAAACUCUUUUCAAGAUUAUUUUUGAAGAUGAUGACAUGGACAUACUUGAGACACACAUGACUCCCUUUAGAUUGAUUCAUGAAGAUACCAAAGUGGCAGUCUGGGUUCAUAACAAGAAAUUGCCCGAAUGGGGCUUAGGACAUCUUGAAGUGAACGGUAACAAAAAUGCGGUUGACAAUACCAAUUACUGGAUGGCUCAAGAAAUCAAGGGUAAAAAUGCUACCGAGAUUAACUCACGAAGGAACCAAAAACAAUUGAGACACAUGCCCUUCAUUAAGAAAUUCCUUGAGUUGCAAGGAAAAAUGAUCAGCCAUAAUGCUGGUCUUACAAAGCCUCACCCUUAUCAAUCGACCCCUAUCACCUGGCCAUUUAUGAUCCGUGGUGUAUCAUACUGGUCAAAAGAGGACACACGCUCUCAGAUCUACCUAACUGGCAAUUUGUUUGGAUGGUAUCUGUCUGUAGGCGGUAUUGCUGUAUUUGCAGGUAUUAUGGUCGCUGAUAUACUAGCACGCAGACGAGGAAUUGAACCCAUUGAUGAACCUGUUCGCCACCGAUUGAUCCAAUCUGCUGGUUUCUUUUUCACUGCAUGGGCACUUCAUUAUUUCCCAUUCUUUUUAAUGGGAAGAUCAUUGUUUUUGCAUCACUAUCUUCCAGCUGCUACUUUGAACUAUUUAUUAUUGGGUAGUAUGUACCAAUUCAUAUUCAUUGAUGGUAUCGAUUCACCUGUGUCAUUCAUCACAAGACUGUCUAACAAGACAAGGUUGACUAUCAUGAAAGCCGAAGUAUCUUGGAAAGUGUAUCCUGUCGUUUUCAUCACUUUAAUUUGUCAAAUUGCCAUGUUUAUCUAUUUAGCUCCCUUAACUUAUGGCACACCAAUGACAUUAGAAGAAGUGCAGAGCCAUCAGAUCUUGAGUGGUUGGAAGCUUCAAUACGCAAAAUAAUUGAACUUUCAAUAAAGAACAAGUUGAAUAUUUUAUCAUAAUAAAUCAAUUUAUAUCCAUAAUGUCUGUUCUUUGUGGUUUAGAAGGAUGAAAAGACCAUGGAACAUUUUUCACCCCAAAAUCAUGCCAACUUGCUCAGUUUUGUAUUUUUUUUUUUUUUUUAAAUAGAAUUAAAACAAUCAUCUGUACCAUGUGCGGAC
Messenger RNA from Rhizopus microsporus ATCC 52813, 2526 nucleotides. RefSeq names its product glycosyltransferase family 39 protein. Gene Ontology annotation, molecular function: dolichyl-phosphate-mannose-protein mannosyltransferase activity. Bases 74 to 2326 code for a protein of 750 amino acids. Lineage: Eukaryota; Fungi; Mucoromycota; Mucoromycetes; Mucorales; Rhizopodaceae. The transcript is spliced from 7 exons. Gene Ontology annotation, biological process: protein O-linked glycosylation via mannose. Gene Ontology annotation, cellular component: membrane; endoplasmic reticulum. The record is from RefSeq and is a predicted model, not a curated record.